AUGGCGUCCACGCUCCCCGCAUCCGACGAGCAGGAACCACUGCUAUUUGAAGAUCUGGAUGUAUAUUUUUCUCAAGAGGAAUGUGUGAGUCUGCACACUACCCAGAAGACCCUCAGCAGAGAAACCCCAUUGGAGUGUUUUGAGGGUUUGGACUUGAUAGGAGGGGAAGACCAGACUGAACCCAGUCAGAAGUUAAGCCUAGAGCCUGUGGAACUUGAAGAGCUGUCCCUGGAAACAUACUCCAUUGCUGCACCCCUUGCCCAUUUCUCUGAUCAAUCUGAGGAGGAUGUUGAAAUACAUGAAAGGAAAAUGUCAGAUGGAACUUUGACUUGCAAGACGAAGCUUAUAAGCCUCUUGGUUACCAUUGACAACAAAACCCCAUUAGUAGAGUUAUCUCAAUGUUUAGGAGUCAAAACACUUUCAGAUAUUAUUGAAGUUCCUUGGGAAGAAGCCAAAAAUGUGUACAAGUGUCCUGACUGUGACCAAAGCUUCAGUGAUAAUACAUACCUUAUUUUGCAUCAGAAAAUUCAUUCAAGAGAGAAAAAGUAUAAAUGUAGUACCUGUGAGAAGACCUUCAGUCACAGAACCAACCUGAAGACACACAGGCGAAUCCACACUGGUGAGAAGCCUUACAAGUGUACCAAGUGUGCUGCCAGCUUCCGACAGCAGUCACACCUGUCUCGGCACAUGAAUAGCCAUUUAAAGGAGAAACCACAUACAUGUAGUGUAUGUGGGAGAGGUUUUACGUGGCUCCCAGGAUUGGCAGAACAUCAGAAGAGUCAUACUGAUGAGAAGUCUUAUGAAUGUGCUGACCACGAUCAGGAAACAAAUCUGGCUUUGCCUGAAGAAAGAGGCUCAUCAGACACACCAUCCCAGCACACACAGUGUGUGAAGACCUUGGAGCAGCCCUCAGAUCCUGCUCUCCCUGAGAAAGACCAUAAGGAGGACUCUAAACACUGCAGUAUUGAUGAUGAAGACUUUUUUUCAUUCUCCAGAUUCAAACCUUUACAGUGUCUUGAUUGUGACAUGACUUUUCCUUGUUUUUCGGAGCUUGUCUCUCACCAAACCAUUCAUGACAUGGAAAAACCUCAUAAGUGCAAAACAUGUGCAAAACCUUUUGCUUUAGAGUCAGAACUUGCAUCCCACGAGAAGAGCCACAGAAGAGAAGAGCCUUUUAAAUGUACGGUGUGUGGGAAGAGCUUCCGAGUGAAGACGCAGCUCGUUACUCAUAAACGAACCCACAGGAGAAACAGCAAGAAAUACCAAAGAAGGUGAGUUUAUACUGCAGGUCCUGCUGUAUAUCUUUUUAUUGUUUGUUUUG
Messenger RNA from Arvicanthis niloticus (Nile rat), 1321 nucleotides. It is a transcript of the gene Znf597, whose product is annotated as zinc finger protein 597. Gene Ontology annotation, molecular function: RNA polymerase II cis-regulatory region sequence-specific DNA binding; DNA-binding transcription factor activity, RNA polymerase II-specific. The record is from RefSeq and is a predicted model, not a curated record. Gene Ontology annotation, biological process: regulation of transcription by RNA polymerase II. Lineage: Eukaryota; Metazoa; Chordata; Mammalia; Rodentia; Muridae.